Messenger RNA from Nannospalax galili (Upper Galilee mountains blind mole rat), 942 nucleotides. RefSeq names its product membrane spanning 4-domains A3 (gene Ms4a3). The coding region runs from base 1 to 930 and encodes 309 amino acids. The transcript has 8 exons. Gene Ontology annotation, cellular component: membrane. The record is from RefSeq and is a predicted model, not a curated record. NCBI's taxonomy places the organism in Eukaryota, Metazoa, Chordata, Mammalia, Rodentia, Spalacidae.
AUGGAGCGUCAAGAUUAUAUCAUCAUUCUGAGGCUAGGAGCAGUGACAUCUAUGUGUUCGGAUGAUUGGUUAAUAGUGAGAAUAAGAAAACCUUUUGAUAAUGACACAGAAGUCCGAGCUGAUGAAAUUCACCUGGGAAACAACUGUUCUGUAACCAAGAUGUUGACCUUCAACUUUGAUUUUCUUAUCCUGUCGUCUCCUGUGGGAUCAAUAAAUUUCCAUAAGCAACCACAAAUGGCCUCCCAAGAAUGUGAUAAUACAAGGCUGGGGGCCCCACCACACAGUCAUGUAAAACCAGAGGAGACUGAUGGUUCUGUUUAUCAGCCCUUGGAUGGAUCACAUGAAUUUCAAAAAGGAGUCCUGCAAACCCUCGGGGCUGUGCAGAUCCUGAGUGGAGUGUUGAUUCUGGCUCUGGGUGUUUUUCUGGCUUGCUUGCAGUACUUGGUCCACCUCUUCAGACACUUCUUCUUUUUUACAUUCUACACAGGCUACCCACUAUGGGGAGCUGUGUUUUUUAUUGGCUCAGGAUCCUUGACUGUUGCCGCAGGGAGAAACCCCACAAGAAUGCUGAUGCAAAACAGCUUUGGGAUGAACAUUGCCAGUGCUACAAUUGCCUUUGUGGGGACGGCUUUCCUCUCAGUUCAUUUAGCACUCAAUAACCAGGCAUCCAAGGGCUGCCAUUCUUCACAGUCUCCAGACUUAUGCAUUUACAUGGGUUCUUCAUCAAGUGGCCUGGUGUCUCUGAUGCUGAUCCUCACCUUGCUGGAACUGGGCAUAUCCAUCUGCAUCUCAAUCAUGUGGUGUCAAGGAAACUUCUGUGGUUCAAGAGAGGCAAUUUCUUCACCUCCUGAGUCUGUGGAAUCAGGAAUGCCUCCUGAAGAAAGUAAUCCUGAGGAUAUGCACAGCCAGCCCCAAAUCACCAAAGAGUGAAGAGUGUCAUCC